Molecule: messenger RNA, 2201 nt
Organism: Bactrocera neohumeralis
Lineage: Eukaryota; Metazoa; Arthropoda; Insecta; Diptera; Tephritidae
Exons: 2
Coding region: 138-1217 (359 amino acids)
Molecular function (GO): nucleic acid binding
Source: RefSeq, a predicted model, not a curated record
UAUUGUUCUUAAGUUUUUUUUAUAUCGGGUGAUUUUUUUGAGGUUAGGAUUUUCAUGCAUUAGUAUUUGACAGAUCACGUGGGAUUUCAGACAUGGUGUCAAAGAGAAAGAUGCUCAGUAUGCUUUGACAUUUCAUCAUGAAUAGACUUACUAACGAGCAACGCUUGCAAAUCAUUGAAUUUUAUUACCAAAAUCAGUGUUCGGUUCGAAAUGUGUUUCGCGCUUUACGUCCGAUUUAUGGUCUACAUAAUCGACCAAGUGAGCAAACAAUUAAUGCGAUUGUGACCAAGUUUCGCACUCAGUUUACUUUAUUGGACAUUAAACCAACCACACGAAUGCGUACAGUGCAUACAGAAGAGAAUAUUGCGUCUGUUUCUGAGAGUGUGGCUGAAGACCGUGAAAUGUCGAUUCGUCGCCGUUCGCAGCAAUUGGGUUUGUGUUAUUCGACCACAUGGAAGAUUUUACGCAAAGAUCUUGGUGUAAAACCGUAUAAAAUACAGCUCGUGCAAGAACUGAAGCCGAACGAUCUGCCACAACGUCGAAUUUUCAGUGAAUGGGCCCUAGAAAAGUUGGCAGAAAAUCCGCUUUUUUAUCGACAAAUUUUGUUCAGCGGUGAGGCUCAUUUCUGGUUGAAUGGCUACGUAAAUAAGCAAAAUUGCCGCAUUUGGGGUGAAGAGCAACCAGAAGCCGUUCAAGAACUGCCCAUGCAUCCCGAAAAAUGCACUGUUUGGUGUGGUUUGUACGCUGGUGGAAUCAUUGGACCGUAUUUUUUCAAAGAUGCUGUUGGACGCAACGUUACGGUGAAUGGCUAUCGUUCGAUGCUAACAAACUUUUUGUUGCCAAAAAUGGAAGAACUGAACUUGGUUGACAUGUGGUUUCAACAAGAUGGCGCUACAUGCCACACAGCUCGCGAUUCUAUGGCCAUUUUGAGGGAAAACUUCGGAGAACAAUUCAUCUCAAGAAAUGGACCCGUAAGUUGGCCACCAAGAUCAUGCGAUUUAACGCCUUUAGACUAUUUUUUGUGGGGCUACGUCAAGUCUAAAGUCUACAGAAAUAAGCCAGCAACUAUUCCAGCUUUGGAAGACAACAUUUCCGAAGAAAUUCGGGCUAUUCCGGCCGAAAUGCUCGAAAAAGUUGCCCAAAAUUGGACUUUCCGAAUGGACCACCUAAGACGCAGCCGCGGUCAACAUUUAAAUGAAAUUAUCUUCAAAAAGUAAAUGUCAUGAACCAAUCUAACGUUUCAAAUAAAGAACCGAUGAGAUUUUGCAAAUUUUAUGCGUUUUUUUUUUUUUAAAAAAAGUUAUCAAGCUCUUAAAAAAUCACCCGAUAUAAUGAGUUAUGGAUUACUUUGCGUUAAAUUUAGGUUCAAGGCAUUAUAUAAUUUUUUAAUCGUCUUAUUUUGCCGCAAAGAUCGGUCGUGAUCGGAAAGUCAAUUUUUUUUAAAUCAUUUAUUAUUAAAUCCGCUAUUUCUGUAAAAAAUUUAGUGUUUGGCUUGAUGAGCCAAUGUAAGGCUAAAUUUAAAUUUAUAUGCAAAUGGUAUUUCUACUGUGAAAAUGAGAGGAACUGUAUUGCAAUACCUGGAUAUCUAUUAAAAAAAAUAAUUAAUAAUAAAAAGUCAUGUAAAUUAAGAAGACAACGGCCGUCCCAGCUGAGUGUGUUUGUCAUAAGUUGGUACCUGCCAGCAGAUUAACCGUCGUGUGUUCUAAACUAACUUCCUAGCAGGUAGAAACCAAACUGGUUUGAAGUGCUGGGUCGUUUUUCGACAUCUAACUUUCUAUACAUGUGUAUCCGUUUUUGCAUUCCGCAAAGGAGAUUAUUUUGAAGGUAGAUGUGUAGAAAUAAUGAAACAACAGCUAAGUUGCCUGCAAAUACACAACGUACAUAAGUAUGCGGGGAAAGAAAUGCUGGAGCAUGACCUUCACAAACAUUGAAACAAUACAAAUCUGUGAAGUUUAAUGACACAAAACUCAUUAAAGGUUUUUCGAUACAACCAGCCAAAGAAAAAAUUGUUAUAUAAAGAAGAAAAAUUUAAAUAAAUUGUUUUUGUAUUUAUUAAAUAAUUUAAAUAUGAAAACAUAAACCUGUAUAUAUGUAUACAAUUUUUGUAUGUUUAUACAAAUUCCCUUAGGAAAUAAAACAAAUAUAUAUAAAUGUCUGAAUAUAUUUCGCUGAUUCAAGCGUUAAUCAUUUAAAAUUUGCAA